AUGAUGAAACUUAUUAUUACAAUUUUUAUUUUAUACACAUUUUUACUCGACAAGAAUUUUGCUCUUGAUGCUGAAAGCUAUGAAGUUUAUAUUGAAGAACUUAGUCAUAAUGAAAAAUUUCUUGAUGAAUAUACCAAAUGGUCACUAGAACUUUUUUCCCAAUCUGAUUAUCUCUAUGGUAAUUCUCAUGCAGCAUUUCCAUGUUCAAUUGAAAAAUCUACGGAUAAUAUUAGUAUUCCUACGUCAGUGCAUACUCUUCGACCAAGUGAUAUAAAAUGUGUUGCUGCUAUAGGUGAUAGUUUAACAACUGGUGUAGCUGCUCAUGCUAUUACUCCAAUUGGUUUAUUAAUGGAAAAUCAAGGUAUAUCUUGGUCUGUUGGUGGUGAUUAUACAUAUUCAAAAAUUUUCUCUCUACCUAAUAUUUUAAAACAAUAUAAUCCACAACUUACAGGUUUUUCUACUAAAGUAUCGGCUAUGUUUUCUAAUAAUCAAAAUGCUACAAAUAACAGACUCAAUGUUGCUAAAUCAUGGGAUAGGUCGAGUGAAAUGUUCCAUCAAGCAGAACUUCUUAUUGACCGGUUAAAAGAUAAGAAAUUAUGUGAUUGGGACAAUGAUUGGAAAGUUAUUACAUUAUUUGCUGGUACUCAUGACUUAUGUAAUUUUUGCGAAGAUUCAAAUUUAAAUAAACAUACACCAGAACAAUAUGUGAAUUAUAUACGUGCUACGUUGGAUAAAUUAUAUAAUGCUUCAAUACCACGUACACUUAUAAAUCUUGUUCUGGUACUUGAUGUUCGUAGUGUUAAAGAUCUUAGUAAUGAUAAUUAUGUUUGUCAAGUACUUCAUAAAAAAAUAUGUCCAUGUGCUGCUUUUCCAACAGUUGAACAAGCUAAAACAUUAGAUAAUUAUAUAACACGAUAUCAUCAAUCACUCUUCCAUUUAAUUGCUUCUGAACGAUAUGAAGGUCGUGAUGAUUUUAGUGUAGUUAUUCAACCAUUUAUGGCUAAAACUAAACUCCUAUAUAAAGAUAAUCAUAAAAUUGAUUUUAGUUAUUUUGCACCAGAUUGUUUUCAUUUUAGUGGUAAAGGUCAUUCAGUAGCUGCACUUUCACUUUGGAAUAAUAUGCUUGAACCUGUUGGAGGUAAAAAAUGGUCAUGGCAUAUAGGUGAAUCAUUAAAAUGUCCAACAAAAGAAUAUCCAUAUAUUUUUACAUCGAAAAAUUCUGCUAAAGCAUUAAAUGAACUAAAACAUACCACGAUGAGUCAAACAACUAAUCGUGUAUCUACAAUUAGUAGUGAUACUACGACUUCUGAUAUUAAUUCUACUAGUCAUCAUCAUCAUCAUAAACAUAAAAACUCCAAAUCUAUCUUAUAUUCUAAUAAAAUGAAAUUCAUCAUAAUAACUGGUUUAUUAUUUAUUAUCAUCAUGAUUCUCACUAUUAGUAUUGUGAGACGUCGAAAAGUUCGUGUAUUUAUUCCAGGAAAUGAACGACAUGGUUUUAAUGGUGUGGAUAAUUCACAAUAUCAUGAUGAUAAUGAUGAAGUUGAAAUUUGGAGUCGAACAAAUACUAAAUCAAAUUACUUUGAAAAGAAUAAAACUACUAAAUCACAUGGUACACGUGUCUUUUUGGAAUAA
Rotaria sp. Silwood1 is the source of this 1632-nucleotide messenger RNA. Lineage: Eukaryota; Metazoa; Rotifera; Eurotatoria; Philodinida; Philodinidae. The record is from the annotation of a GenBank genome assembly.